Molecule: messenger RNA, 2147 nt
Organism: Trichobilharzia regenti
Lineage: Eukaryota; Metazoa; Platyhelminthes; Trematoda; Strigeidida; Schistosomatidae
Source: the annotation of a GenBank genome assembly
AAGAUUCUAUCCCAGCGGAUGAAUAAUCAGCAAUCCUGAUGGAAUAUUUUCAGCGGUUAUCCAAGUGAAGUCAGUCGGUGACCAAAACUGAAAUCCACCAAAUCUCUACAAGUCAAGGCGUGAAAAUAUAUUUUCCAAGUUAAAAAUCUUAGCAAAUAUUCUUAUUACCUCGUUUGUGUUUUCCUGUUGUUGUUUUUAACAGUUUUAACUUCAACGCUUUCCCUGCUGCUGGUCUGCACUAGGUGUGAUUAUGAAUAUGAAGAUAGUAGAAGUUUUGAAAUCGAUGUGGAUGACGGUAUCUUCCUAAUAGAUCGUCAACCAUUUCAGUUUGUCUCUGGAAGCUUGUAUUAUCAUCGUGUACCGUAUAUUUAUUGGGCAGAGAAAGUGACAGAAAUGCUGAAUUUAGGCAUCAAUGUUGUUUACAGUCCUAUCCCAUGGAAUUAUCAUUGUCAAGAUUAUGACAACUGUUCUUUUGAGGACAAUAGAAAUAUUGAACAAUUUUUAUCAAUAUUAUCAGACAUGAAUAUGUUGGCUGUAUUGAAGAUUGGUCCAUAUACUGAAGAUAAAAUACAGUUAGGAGGACUUCCACCGUGGCUGUUUUAUCUAAAUGAAAGUAUGACCUUGCGUUCAUCUGAUGAAGGAUUUGUCGGUGAAGUCGAUCGAUGGUACAGUAUGCUAUUGCCUAAAUUAAAACCGUUUCUUUAUGAAAAUAAUGGACCAAUAAUAAUGAUACAGAUAGAAGAAAACUAUGGUGCAUAUGAUGAAUACGAUCCACAGUAUUUAUUGUUUCUAAGAGAUCAAGUUCGACUGCAUUUAGGCGAAUCUGUAAUAAUAUCAACAUCAGAUGACUACUGGUCUGUACUUGAUAAACAAGACAAUUUACCGUAUGAUGGAAUACUUAUGACAUACUUCGCAGAUUGGAAAACCACAUCAGGACCAAUAUUUUCGAAGGAGGCUUUUGAUGUACUAGACGUAUUACAGCCAAAUAAACCUUGGAUUUUUUCUUUACAAAUUGUAUGUGACUAUAAAGAGAAUCAUUUCUGUAAAACGGAUCUGGCAAAAAGUAAAGUAAUUGAAUCACUGACUCAGUUAUACGAUUGGUCAUCACGCAUAAAUAUAAACGUGUGUUUAAUUUUUACUGGUAUCACUUAUGAAUUUUGGAAUGAUACAACAAACUAUGCCAGUAAUCCACUUGAUAAUCCAACCGUAUCUGACAUACUAACUGGAUUCUUAUCUGAAACUUCAAGUUUACAAGAGAAGCAUGAGAAAUAUGAGAAAAGUGAUGACUUAUCUUGUGAAAAAGUGAAACUGCUAAAGUUAGAUCACUUACUUUUUUCAAAUUCUGAGCCUGUUGCGUCAGAAAUCCCUGCGCCAAUGGAGUAUUUUGGUCAAUAUCAAGGGUUUUCCAUAUACUCCACAGAUAGUGAACAUUUAAAAAGUAGUGAUGUUGGUGAGUUGAAAUUCGAUGGUAUUGGAGGAGAAGGCUUCGUAUACACAUGGAGUGAAACAGACGGCUAUAUUUAUCAUGGAACUAUACAUAAAUAUACAAAGUCAGCAGCGAUUAACAUGAAAACACAUUCACCAGCAGAAAUUUUAUUAAUUUUAGUAGAAAAUACUGGAUACAAUACAAUAUUUGAUGGAAAACACAAUCAGCUGAAAGGUCUUUCAGGUUCUGUUUACUUUAAUGACAACGAAUUAAUCAAUUGGUCAUUUUUGCCUGUAAAACAUCCAUUUAUUGAUAUGCAAAAUAUGAGUCAACCGCUGACAGAAACAGAUAUGAAUAUCCCUGGUGUCAUUUACACAUCAUUUAUCUAUAUUGAAAAUGAAGAGAAACUGACUGAUCUAUUCAUUGAAUAUGACGCUUUCUUUGAUGGGAUUAUUUACGUGAAUGAUAAUUAUGUGGAUUUAAUACGGCCAACGUUAACGCGUGAAAUAAAUUAUACUGCAUAUAUUCCUAAAACUUAUUUACAUGUAGGUAAUAAUACUAUUUCACUUGCUACAGUUGAAAAUUUGAACAAUGAACAAUUGAUUGUGUGUAGAAAAAAUUAAAUGGAAAAAAUUGAGGUAUUUUAUUUUUAAAAAAUAAAUUUAUUUGUAAUGAAAUAUUGUUACAUUAUUGUUCUCUUGGGUUCCGAAUAAAAAAUAAG